Messenger RNA from Tetrahymena thermophila SB210, 420 nucleotides. RefSeq lists its product as hypothetical. Lineage: Eukaryota; Ciliophora; Oligohymenophorea; Hymenostomatida; Tetrahymenidae. The transcript has 3 exons. The record is from RefSeq and is a predicted model, not a curated record.
AUGAAAAUUACUUGCUUAGCUUUGAUUACUUUAUUUACAAUAUCUUUUGUCUAUGUUGAUGAACAGUCUAACCCUGUCAAAGAAUGUUCUCAAUAAACUGAAGCUGAAAUUAAUUUUGUUGAAAUAGAAUUGUAAAGAUUGGAAAAACACACUGAUAAUAACAAAAAAGGUAACAAGAAAAAUGAAGGUGAAAAUUAGGAUAAGGAAAAAAGAAAGAUUAAGGAGAAAAUAAGGACAAGGGAAACAAAAAAGAUGAAGGAGAAAAGCAGAUCUUAGGAAACAAUAUAAAUGAAGAAAAUAAAAGAUGAAAGAAAUAAGAAAGAAGAAGAGAACAAGAAAGAUGUAGGGAUUUAAAAUGGAUUGAAAAGUACUGUUUUAAUGAACUAUUAAAAAUAAGAAGACCUUAUUUGCUAUGCUUGA